Messenger RNA from Pungitius pungitius (ninespine stickleback), 1663 nucleotides. It is a transcript of the gene macrod1, whose product is annotated as mono-ADP ribosylhydrolase 1. Gene Ontology annotation, molecular function: ADP-ribosylglutamate-[protein] hydrolase activity. The coding region runs from base 164 to 1252 and encodes 362 amino acids. Gene Ontology annotation, biological process: purine nucleoside metabolic process; peptidyl-glutamate ADP-deribosylation; DNA damage response. Gene Ontology annotation, cellular component: nucleoplasm. The transcript has 10 exons. The record is from RefSeq and is a predicted model, not a curated record. NCBI's taxonomy places the organism in Eukaryota, Metazoa, Chordata, Actinopteri, Perciformes, Gasterosteidae.
UGAACGUGACAAAACAAAAAUGCCAUGUGAGCCGACAAACGUUCACUAUUGACGCGUGUGCUCGUAGCAGAACCCCGACCGAAGCCUUUUACUGACACCGACCCCCGCAGAGGCUGUAGUAAACACGGAAACGCAACCCCCACCCCCCCCCUUUACAUCCGACAUGGCGCUACACGUAUCGUCUCUCUUCUACCACGUCAGAGCCCCGCUGGGCCCGCUGGGCCCGCUGCCUCGGGUCCGUGCGGACCUCUGCGCCCGGUUCAAACACGUUUCAACUCCUGGACGCCUCGGGCUGGGAGCGCAGCCAGCGGCAGGUCCUGUCCGCGGGAACGUUGAGCCCGCCCUCCGAGCGGAGCGGUCCAGACCCGGUGGCGGUUGUCCCCCCGCCGUCUCCCGGGGGACGAGAGGGUGGCCGGGCAGGGUAGCCUUCGGGGCCGCCGCCGUCCUCGGAGCGAGCGCGGUCGCGGUCGUCCGGUCUCUUCACGCCGGAAAAGUUACCGCGACGGCCCGCAAGGUUGACCUGAACUCCGCUGACGGAGACUGGAAGGAAAUCAAGGAGUCCUUGCUGUCUCUGUCUGUGAUUGACAGGCGUCAGCACUACAGGACGUCUGACUUUGUGCCACUGAAAGACGUCUCGCUGUGGACUCCCACUGCAGGCGGCUCUGAACAACCUACCAUCUACCAGAGGAAUGAAAAGUUGGACCAGAAGAUCUCCCUCUACAGUGGUGACAUCACCAAGUUGGAGGUGGAUGCUAUUGUCAAUGCAGCCAACAAGACUCUGCUCGGCGGAGGUGGAGUGGACGGAGCCAUCCACCGCGCCGCCGGUCCGAUGCUGAAGAAGGAAUGCGCCUCCCUCCACGGGUGUGACACCGGAGAGGCCAAGAUCACCUGUGGCUACGGCCUGCCGGCCAAGUACGUGAUCCACACCGUGGGGCCGAUGGCACAGGGAGGAGUGGGAGAAGAGGAGAGGAAAGCCCUGAGAUCGUGCUACGAGAAGAGCCUGACAGCAGCCACCGGAAACGCCGCCCGAUCCGUGGCUUUCCCCUGCAUCUCCACUGGAGUCUACGGAUAUCCACCGGAGCAGGCGGUGCACGAGGCGUUGGCGGCUGUGAGGGAGUAUCUGGGUGAACAUCAUGGCGAGCUGGACAGAGUCAUCUUCUGUGUCUUCUUGCCGACGGAUAAGGAGCUGUACUUGCAGACCCUCCCGCUCUACUUCCCUGCUGCAGCGGCCACAGUGAAGAGUAAACUGUGAGGGAGUGGAUUGGCCAGACGCGGUUGCUGUGGAUACGGACCGCUACGCUUCUACAUUGUGAUUCCUCCUCCUUGUUGUUAAGAGCAGAUUAAAACCUUUUUCAGCGGGAAGAAAACUCUUUAAUGGAUUUUUCAAGUGCACGCUGGCUCUUCUGCAGAUGUUGAUUAGUUCCUUUUUUUUUCCCCCACAAAUGAUUGCGAGACGUAUUGUGAAGGUGUGACAGUAUAUUUAUCAUUCUUGUGAAGAAUUUGACCUUUAGCUCGCACUCUAACUUGACCUUUCUUGUCUGUCAUCAGUGUUGCAUCAAGCAAUGAGUUAUGCGUCUUGCGCUAUUUAAAUAUUGGAAUUCCACUGUGUAAAUGUGUGCGAGACAAUGGAGGGAAAAAAAGCUCAUUAAAAUGAAUCACACAA